Molecule: messenger RNA, 2172 nt
Organism: Aspergillus luchuensis
Lineage: Eukaryota; Fungi; Ascomycota; Eurotiomycetes; Eurotiales; Aspergillaceae
Product: HET domain-containing protein
Exons: 1
Coding region: 1-2172 (723 amino acids)
Source: RefSeq, a predicted model, not a curated record
AUGUCUUUUACCUCUGAUCCAGAUGCAGACCCAAACCAGACUUGUCCACACGUGGUUCUGCGGAAAAGGGCGGAUUAUAUCGGAAUCGAGAAUACCCCCAUUGCAACCUUUCUGAUCAAUGCGUCUAUCUGUUUAGACUGUAAUCUGGUGUUGCAAGUCAUUGAAGCUGUCAAGCCGGGCUGGGUAAAAAAGAACGCUUACCUCGGUCUAGUUGACUACCAGCGGGCGAAAUCAGAGGACGACUGGUUUACUAUAGUACCUCAAUUUACCCUGCAUCUGCAGCAGCCCGAAGGAAGGGAAGAUGCUGACUUGGACCAACCUACAACCUUCCACUUUCUCAAACGUGCUGCCACUGCACGUUACGAAGCGCAAUUUUUCGAUUGGCAUACUGGCAAGAGCCCCGAAUAUACGGGGAAAUUUCUCGCUCAGUCUCUUGAGGUGACGCAUGAUUCAGGCUCACCAGCAGCUUUUGAACGAGCUCGUCACUGGUUGUCAUACUGUGACGAGCAUGACGAAGCUUGUAAGCCCCCGAACCCUGAUUACAAACCGCGGCGUCUUAUCAAUGUCGGCUCGUUGAAUGGGAUACGCGAGCCAUUCCUCUUCGAACCUGUCGAGCCGGUACGCUACGCAUGCCUUAGCUACUGCUGGGGAAAGGAUCUUGAUCAAGUCUUGACCACAACAACCCAUAACCUGGAGUCGCACUAUCAAGCUAUCGAACUCACCACGUUACCACUCGCCCUUCAAGAUGCCAUUACUGUCUGCCGAAGCCUUGAGAUACCUAAUCUAUGGGUCGACUCUCUGUGCAUCGUCCAAGAUGAUCGAAUUUCCUGGUUACACGAUGCAUCUGCAAUGCACGAUAUCUAUCUCAACUCGUACCUUACCAUCUCAGUCAUGGAACCCAAUUCAUGCAAAAUGCGAUUCCUCGGCAAACAGCGCUUCGGUGAUCCUACUUGGCAACAACUCCUUUGCACUACCCGCCCCGACACCGCCCCUCCUUUGGACCUGUUAAUACGCCCCGGAAAGUUCUACCCCAGAUCAUAUCGAGACCGAUCAUCUCUCGAUACAAGAGGAUGGUGCUUACAAGAAUCCGUCCUACCGAACCGCAGACUCUGCUACGAUGGCAACGAAAUGAUCUGGGAGUGCCUCUGUCGCCAGCUCUGUGAAUGCGGACACGCAGUGGCACCCCAAGUACCACGACACACGACGCUCGAUUACGGCAAGCUCGGGGCUUCCAUCAAAACCGAAAUCCUGAAGACGAAAGUCCGAUCCGAGAGACAAGGAUAUCCAGAGUGGCAUCGGUCUUCGCUGGGCUCACGGUUAUGGCUUGAGCCUCACCAGGCACCAUACCAGAGAUGGAGAGAUCUUGUCUCGGAUUAUUCCCACAGGUCACUCACUAAGAAGCAUGACCGGUUACGAGCUAUUUCUGGCCUGGCGAAAAUGGUGGGGAAUCAUAUGCGGCAAGGGUCCGAAGCAGCGGUUGAGUAUCUGGCUGGUCUUUGGAAGAAAGAGAUUCCGUUUGAUCUGUCGUGGGAGGUUGAGCCCCCUAAUGAAGGUGCGGAGAUACCGGAAAGCGGGACCGUGAACGCGAAUGAAGCUGCAUACUAUAUUCCGACCUGGUCGUGGGCAUCUGUGGGAAGACCUGUCACCUAUCGAUUUGACCUUCCCUUGGAGAUAUGGAAAUAUGAGCCCGUGGCCGUUGAUCAGUGCAUCGUCGAGCGAGUUCACUGUCAACAUGAGCUACUGGAGGACUCUAUGAGUGCUGUUACAGACGGUUCUAUUGUUUUGACGAGCGCCUUUGCGCCAGUAAAAUUGAUACGCCUUGAGGAACUACCAGAAAAGCAGAAAGGGCAAGUCAUUUAUGAAGACGAAGUCCGAUAUUAUACCUUCGUGCAGUGCUCAGAUGGACAGAAGGUAAGUGUGACCCUCGAUAAGCCGGAGGUGCACAAUGCAGACGAAUCAUAUUACUGCCUCCGGUUAUUUUCUUGGGUGUCUGAACGGAAUCAGAGGAUGGGCCCGGAAACGUGGUUCCUCAUAUUAGUGCCAUCGACGCACAAACCAGGUGCUUUUGAGAGAAGGGGCGUUGGUCUGUGGGAUAGAUUGCUAGCAGGUACGGAUAGCAGGUCGUGUCCUAUCUUUGAGGGGGGUGAAAUUGCUACGGUGGAGAUUGUUUAG